AUGAGAUUCCCUGAAGAUCUAUUAGCUGCUAGACGUGCUUACCGUUCCCUCUACAAGCGUUCUCUUGAGGAAGACUUGGCCUCCCGUACUAUUGGCGACAUCAGGAGACUCUUGGUUGCAAUGGCGUCUGCCUAUAAAUAUGAUGGAGAGGAAAUUGAUGAGAUGCUUGCACAGUCAGAGGCUGGGAUUCUUCAUGAUGAAAUCCUUGGUAAGGCUGUUGAACAUGAAGAAACGAUCACGGUGUUAAGUACAAGAAGCAACAUGCAGCUUAGCGCAAUCUUCAAUCGCUACAAGGAUAUAUAUGGCGGCAGAUCGAUCACUAAGGUGUUGCGCAACUCAAUCAAUACAGUGGGGACUGAUGAAGAUGCUCUGAACCGUGUGAUUGUCACACGAGCAGAAAAGGACCUGAAGAAGAUCAGUGAGCUGUAUCUCAAGCGGAACGAUGUGAGUCUCGAUCAAGCCAUAGCUAAAGAGACAUCAGGGGACUACAAGUCUUUUCUUCUAGCCUUGCUAGGACAUGGAGAAACUUAG
Messenger RNA from Camelina sativa (false flax), 531 nucleotides. The record is from RefSeq and is a predicted model, not a curated record. NCBI's taxonomy places the organism in Eukaryota, Viridiplantae, Streptophyta, Magnoliopsida, Brassicales, Brassicaceae.